GAACCAUUAACACACCUAGAACGAUUACUGCUCCAAAACUCAACUGAAUGCUCUAAAGACACAACGGAGAAUGAGCUAUUACGGCAGCAGCUAUCGAAUUGUAAACGUGGACUCCAAAUACCCAGGCUACCCCCCAGAGCACAUCGUAGCGGAGAAGAGGAGGGCCAGACGGCGUCUCUUGCACAAAGACGGCAACUGCAAUGUGUACUUCAAGCACAUUUUUGGGGAAUGGGGGAGUUACAUGGUGGACAUUUUCACCACUCUGGUGGACACCAAAUGGCGCCACAUGUUUGUGAUCUUUUCUUUGUCUUACAUUCUCUCCUGGUUGAUCUUUGGCUCCGUCUUUUGGCUGAUCGCCUUUCAUCAYGGAGACCUGCUCAAUGACCCAGACAUCACACCUUGUGUCGACAAUGUUCACUCUUUCACGGGGGCAUUUUUAUUCUCCCUGGAGACCCAGACCACCAUCGGGUACGGUUACCGCUGUGUCACCGAGGAGUGCUCGGUGGCAGUGCUCACGGUGAUCCUGCAGUCCAUCUUAAGCUGCAUCAUCAACACCUUCAUCAUUGGAGCUGCCCUGGCCAAAAUGGCAACUGCCCGAAAGAGAGCCCAGACCAUCCGAUUUAGCUAUUUUGCUCUGAUAGGCAUGAGGGAUGGGAAGCUGUGCCUCAUGUGGCGCAUUGGUGAUUUCCGACCAAACCACGUGGUAGAAGGGACCGUGAGAGCCCAGCUUCUCCGCUAUACAGAAGACAGCGAAGGGCGGAUGACCAUGGCGUUUAAAGACCUCAAGUUAGUCAAUGACCAGAUCAUUCUGGUGACCCCGGUGACAAUCGUUCACGAGAUCGACCAGGAGAGUCCUCUGUAUGCCCUCGAUCGCAAAGCAGUGGCCAAAGACAACUUUGAGAUCUUGGUGACCUUUAUCUACACUGGUGAUUCUACUGGGACCUCACACCAAUCGAGGAGCUCCUAUGUGCCCCGAGAAAUCCUCUGGGGCCACAGGUUUAAUGACGUCUUGGAGGUGAAGAGGAAGUAUUACAAAGUGAAUUGCUUGCAGUUUGAGGGAAGUGUGGAAGUGUAUGCCCCCUUUUGCAGUGCCAAGCAGCUGGACUGGAAAGACCAGCAGCUCCACAACAUGGGGAAGUCAUCACCCGUCCGAGAAUCCUGUACCUCAGACACCAGUGUCAGAAGAAGGUCCUUUAGUGCCGUUGCCAUCGUCAGCAGCUGUGAAAACCCAGAGGAGACCACCACCGCUGUCAAGGAGGAGUGUAAGGAAGCUCCUUAUCGGAAAGCUCUCCUGACUCUAAAUCGAGUCUCCAUAGAGUCCCAGAUGUAA
Messenger RNA from Urocitellus parryii (Arctic ground squirrel), 1330 nucleotides. RefSeq names its product potassium inwardly rectifying channel subfamily J member 16 (gene Kcnj16). NCBI's taxonomy places the organism in Eukaryota, Metazoa, Chordata, Mammalia, Rodentia, Sciuridae. Gene Ontology annotation, molecular function: inward rectifier potassium channel activity. Gene Ontology annotation, cellular component: plasma membrane. Gene Ontology annotation, biological process: potassium ion import across plasma membrane; regulation of monoatomic ion transmembrane transport. The record is from RefSeq and is a predicted model, not a curated record.